Messenger RNA from Symphalangus syndactylus (siamang), 9092 nucleotides. RefSeq names its product RAN binding protein 10 (gene RANBP10). Lineage: Eukaryota; Metazoa; Chordata; Mammalia; Primates; Hylobatidae. Gene Ontology annotation, molecular function: protein binding. The record is from RefSeq and is a predicted model, not a curated record.
GUGACCAGCCUUUCAGAGUCAAGGGUGUCGUGUUUGGAGCCCUGCUGUGAAGUGUUCUUGUCACCUCAGAACCCUUCAGGAGGCAGGAGGGGAAGUCAGACUUGUUGCCAAAGGGGUUCUCUGUGCAAGGUUCUCAAACUUGCUAUCAGGACUGGGUGGUAGAGUACAGUAAAGGGGUCGUCUCCUUCCUGUAGCCUUAUACAUAUUUGGGAGGUGUGAGAGUCAGGUGGCCCUGGUUUCUAAACUUCUGUCCUCUGUCCACCACCAGGCCUGCCUGGGUCGCAGAAGAAACUCUAGUCAGUUGGAGCUGUGCUAAGUCUGUCUCACUGCAGCAGGGUCUCCUGCGUGUGUGCUCUGUGCCCAGCUUGGGACAUACUAGGUGCCAUAUGAGCCGGAGCCACAGUGCCUCUGCUCAGCAAGGAUUUUGACUGUUUCUGAAGCUGUACUGUUGUGAUGCAGCCUCUGCCCUUCUGUCAAGACUUGGGGUGCUAGGUGGACCAAGGAGCUGACUGUGAAAGCCACAUUCCCUAAUGUGUCUGCCAUCACUGAAAUGUCCUGGGGUGAUCCAGAGAGAGUCUGAUGAGCGAGAGCCAAAAACCUUUGCAGUAUGUAGCCAUUACUCUUAAAAGUGGCUUUUAAGAGAUGGCUCUUAAAAGUGAUUUUUGGCCCAGCACGGUGGCUUAUGCCUGUAAUCCCAGCACUUUGGGAAGCCAAGCUGGGCGGAUUACAUGAGGUCAGGAGUUGACCAGCCUGGCCAACAUAUAGUGAAACCCUAUCUCUACUGAAAAAUACAAAAAUUAGUUGGGUGUGGUAGCGCACACGUUGUAGUCCCAGCUACUUGGGAAGUUGAGGCAGGAGAAUUGCCUGAACCUGGGAGGCAGAGGUUGCAGUGAGCCAAGAUCGGGGCACUGCACUCCAGCCUGGGUGACAGAGCAAGACUUCGUCUCUAAAAAAAAUAAUAAAAUAAAAUAUAUAAUAAAAUAAUUGGCUGGGUGCGGUGGCUCACACUUGUAAUCCAAGCAUUUUGGGAGGCCGAGGCAGGCUGAUUGCUUGAGCUCAGGGGUUCAAGACUAGCCUAGGCAACAGGGCAUAUCCCCAUCUCUGAACUACCCAGGUGUGGUGGCACUCACCUAUGGUCCCAGCUAUUCAGGGGGCUAAGGUGGGAGGAUGGCUUGAGCCUGGGAGGCAGAGGUUGCAGUGAGCAAGAUCUCACCACUGCACUCCAGCUUGGGAGACAGAGUGAGACCCUGUCUCAAAUAAAAAAUAAAAAUAGAAAUUAAAAUUUAAAAAUUGUAAAAAGUAAUUUGUGUUAGUUGUAGAAAAUCUGGAAAAGCAAAGAGAAAAGGGAAUCCAAGAGGACUGGACUGUGCUUGCAGCUCUCCACAUGACUGCAGGAUUUCAGCAGACUUGCUCGGGUGGCAGGACUGGGUGGACCCCCCCUUGCACAGGUGGCAGCAUGGACUCCCUGCCAGUUGCAGUGGAUGGUGGGAGCUUCUGGGUGGACUCGUGAGUGUGGACAGCUGUGGGCCUUUGCUGCCUGCUUCCAGGUGCGGUUGCUUCUUCUCUAUCUGGUGUUCUGGUGGAUCUCGACUCCACUUGGCCCAAGCAGUGCAUAUUUGCUGCCCUCUUCUCCCUUGAGCUAGAUAGGGCAGAACAGCUGUUCUCAUAUCUCCACCUUGCAUUGUGGUUUUGGCAGGCAAGGGUAGGAACUGAAGUUACAGGCCUAGUCAUGGCCUCACUGCCACGAAGAGCUUGUCUGUUGCCUCUCUGUGCUUCCUGUCUCACCUCUGGCAUGAUAUUUUUUCUCCACUUUGCUGCCAUUUAGAAGAAAGGAGUAAAUCAGAUGGCUUUACCUUACUUUCACUUGUGUCGUAGCGUAAAUAAUUCCCUCUCCCCAGCCCUUUAAAUAUAUCCUGCAGUUAGAAAAGAAGGCCCUGGUAGAGAAGUGCUGGGAGCUAAGCUGCUCUAUCUAUUCCAGUCACCUGCUCCGGGAGUAAAAGCCCUUGUUGCUGCCCUCCCUCCCAGGCUGACCUAGGCAGGCUGUAUCUGUGAGUGUUUCUAGUAUAGCCUGGCCCAUUACCAACAAGGAAGCAAAUAUUCACCUCGUUUCUCCUUGGUAAUCUCAAGUAAACAGGCGUUUGUUUUAGAUGUUCUAAGAUCCAGGCCUUCCAGAAUGGCCUCAUUUCCUUACCAGAUCCUGAUGCUGGAAGAUCCUCCAGUGUAUGAAUGAAUGGACAAAGUGGGGUUGUCCCGUCAUCCACCUUCAGCCCCAGGCACUGCGCCCAGGUGCUCCUUUGUCUGAUCCUGUUGAAUGGCUACACUGGGGGCUCUCCAGCCUCAAGGUAAUAGCUGAUAAAGCAGGCUCUGAGAGCACAUGGGACAUGCCAGUGGGCAUGUGUUGAACUCAGUGGCGGAGGUGAGAUUGGAGUGUGGGAUUGUCAACUGUAUUUGCUCCUUGGAGCUAUGUUCUGAGAUGUGUGUGCAUGGCAUCAAUGCCAGGCUUAGAGAGCACAGCUGGAGAAUGGCUGCUGCUAACUCUGGCUGAGUACUUUGGCUCCAGUAUUUCCAAGUGGGUCUCAGAGAAUUGACCUUUCCUUGGUACCUGGUUGUGCUAGGCAGUGUCUUAGGCUUCUGUAGCCCCUCCCCCACGCAAUAAAUUAACUGUGUUGUAAAGAGCACUUGCCUGUCUCCACAUCAUCUCACUGCUUCUGUCCCGCCCUUGUCAUCUUCCAUGGAAAUGACUCUGGAAGUGUCCAGUUUUGGUUCUUCAGUCCAUUUUUCAAAUAUCAGCUGUUUGAUCAGCUGUGCCCUUUCUUUUUUUUAGAGACAGAAGUGGUCUUGUUAUGUUGUCUAGGCUGGUCUUGCACUCCUGGCUUCCAUUGAUCUUCCCGCCUUGGCCUCCCAAGUAGCUGGGAUUAUAGGCUGAAGCCACCAUCCCCAGCUUAGCCCCUUCUGUGGCUUCCCAUUUACCUCUCAUGAAGUUCAGACUCCUUAAGCUGGCAUGCAGGCUGUGCAGGCACAGCCCAUUUCCUGAUCCAGCUGUCUGUCUUUCUGGGUCUGCCCAGACUGUAACCCAGUCACACUGAACUUCUGUUAGUUCCCUGACCAUGUGGCUGCUUUCUUGCCUCUAUGCCUUUUCACAUUCUGCUGUGUUUUUUUUGUUUGUUUGUUUUUUGAGACGGAGUCUCGCUUUGUUGCCAGGCUGGAGUGCAGUGGCGCAAUCUCGGUUCACUGCAUUCUCCGUCUCCUGGGUUCAAGCGAUUCUCCUGCCUCAGCCUCCCGAGUAGCUGGGACUACAGGCACCCGCCACCACGCCCAGCUAAUUUUUGUAUUUUUAGUAGAGAUGGGGUUUCAUUAUGUUGGCCAGGAUAGUCUCGAUCUCUUGACCUCGUGAUCCACCUGUCUCGGCCUCCCAAAGUGCUGGGAUUACUGGCGUGAGCCACCGUGCCCGGCCCAUAUUCUGCUAUUUCUGCGUGGACCAUGAUCCUCUUUCUCCUGUCAUCUACUUUACCAGGCCGUGGCUCAGCCUUCACUUCCUGAGGGAAUUCCCCACUUUGAGUCAGCACACCUUGACUCUCUGGCUUGCCCUGACUUGACAUUAGAACUGUUGGAGGGCAAGGAUUGAGCCCAGGCCCCCACUCUUAUGUCCCCAGCACCAUACUGGGUACAGGGCAUUUUUGUUGAUGACAUGAAUGACUGGAAGAACCUCUGUGAAAAGAAAUUUAUCACACCUGUUUUUACUGAAUUAAUGUUAGCAAGGACCCAAGAGCUCCUAAUAACUCAGCCAUAUUCAAGUGCCUCCAGAGAUCAAUAGAGGAAAGGUAGUAUCAGUGGCCCCCUAUGGGGAUUCUUCCUGUUCCAUAGAUGCAAAGAUACUGCAGUAUGUGUACAAAAGAAUGAGUUUGAGGUUUUUGUUAUGCCCUUUCCUUCUUUUUUUUGUCUCAUUCUUGGCAGCUCAAAGGGUACAAAGUGGUAUCUCGCUGUGUUUUGUGUUUUUUUUUCUUUGAGACAAGGUCUGGCUCUGUCACCCAGGCUGGAGUGCAGUAGUGCCAUCUCAGCUCACUGCAACCUCCACCCACCCCAGGCUCAAGCCAUCCUCCCACCUCGGCCUCCUGAGUAGCUGGGACUACAGUUACAUGGGAAUAGGACUCUCGGCUCAAGGCGUCAACAUGAACAGACUUCCUGGUUGGGACAAACAUUCUUAUGGUUACCAUGGUGAUGAUGGGCAUUCGUUCUGCUCCUCGGGGACUGGCCAGCCCUAUGGUCCCACAUUCACCACAGGAGACGUGAUCGGCUGCUGCGUCAACCUCAUCAAUGGCACCUGCUUCUACACCAAGAAUGGCCACAGCCUUGGUAUAGCCUUCACAGACCUCCCGGCCAACCUCUACCCCACCGUAGGCCUGCAGACACCUGGGGAGAUUGUGGACGCCAACUUUGGGCAGCAGCCCUUCCUGUUUGACAUUGAGGACUACAUGCGGGAGUGGCGUGCCAAGGUCCAGGGCACGGUCCACUGCUUCCCCAUCAGUGCCCAGCUUGGCGAGUGGCAGGCAGUGCUGCAGAACAUGGUCUCAUCUUACCUCGUACAUCAUGGGUAUUGUGCCACAGCCACGGCUUUUGCUCGAAUGACUGAAACCCCAAUUCAGGAAGAACAGGCGUCCAUAAAGAACAGACAAAAGAUCCAGAAGCUGGUGCUGGAGGGCCGUGUGGGUGAGGCCAUUGAGACCACCCAACGCUUCUACCCGGGGCUGCUGGAGCACAACCCUAACCUCCUCUUCAUGCUCAAGUGCCGGCAGUUUGUGGAGAUGGUGAAUGGGACGGACAGUGAGGUCCGAAGUUUGAGCUCCCGAAGCCCCAAGUCCCAGGACAGCUACCCUGGCUCCCCCAGCCUCAGCCCCCGACAUGGCCCCAGUAGUUCCCACAUGCACAACACAGGAGCAGACAGUCCCAGCUGUAGCAAUGGUGUCGCAUCCACCAAGAGCAAACAGAACCGCAGUAAAUACCCUGCACCCAGCUCCUCAUCCUCGUCCUCCUCCUCCUCGUCCUCCUCUUCCCCAUCCUCCGUCAAUUACUCCGAGUCCAACUCAACAGACUCCACCAAGUCCCAGCACCACAGCAGUACCAGUAACCAGGAAACCAGCAACCCAUGGCUACAGCCUGAAAGGAGGCCCAACCAGGCUGCUCCAACCACACCCCCUGGGCCAACUCCCACCUCAACCCUUCCCCACAGCGACAGUGAGAUGGAGAUGGAGGCAGAGCACUACCCCAACGGUGUGCUAGGAAGCAUGUCCACGCGCAUUGUUAAUGGUGCCUACAAGCAUGAGGACCUGCAGACGGAUGAGUCCAGCAUGGAUGACGGGCAUCCUCGGCGGCAGCUCUGUGGGGGCAACCAGGCUGCCACAGAAAGGAUCAUUCUGUUUGGCCGCGAGUUGCAGGCAUUGAGUGAGCAGUUGGGCCGGGAGUACGGCAAGAAUUUGGCCCACACAGAGAUGCUGCAGGAUGCCUUCAGCCUGCUGGCGUACUCAGACCCCUGGAGCUGCCCAGUUGGCCAGCAGCUUGACCCCGUCCAGAGGGAACCUGUGUGUGCUGCCCUCAACAGUGCCAUUUUAGAGUCCCAGAACCUGCCAAAGCAGCCCCCUCUGAUGCUCGCCCUGGGCCAGGCAUCUGAGUGUCUCCGGCUCAUGGCCCGAGCAGGCCUGGGUUCUUGCUCCUUUGCCAGAGUCGACGACUACUUGCACUAGCUGACCGUGCUGGCUGGCUCUGGCUGGCCCUCUGCCGGCCCCAGGGCUGGAACUGCCCUGCCCUCCAUAGGCAGCUGGUGCAGGGACCGGGAAGCCAUGGACAGAGUCCACUCCUCCUGCCUGGCCUUUCCCCUCUCCCUUUCCUUCCUUCCUUCCUUUCUCUGCCCACCACCCCCCUCAGUCUCUCUCUCUCCCCUUCACGUGCAGCGGCCUGUGACACAGUAUUGGCUGGUUACUCUCAUGUAGCGCCUUCUAUUUUGAAAGGGGGGUUUUGUUUUGAGGAGGGGUUGGGGUUUUUAAAUUUUUUUUCUCCUGACUGAGCCACCAGUAUUUAUCUCUGGAGAGUUUGUGCUGAGCUGGUUUCUGCUAAUUUAGUGAUGAAGCCUAUCCAAGUUGGUGAUAGCUUAUUAUUUUCAUAAGUAAAAACAAAUGAGAUUAUAUAUAUAUAUAUAUAUAUAAAUAUAUAUAUUAAAAGACAGUAUUUAUCGUAGCAUUAGUGGUCCAGCACCUCUUGGGUGAGGCUGUCCAGGCACCAUGUUUCCUUUGAGUCCAACUCAUUAAAAAAGAAGAAUCUCUGUCACCUCAGCCAAGUGAUUUAUUUUUUGCUCCCCCUUUUUUGAGUCACAAGCCAAGCUGCAGCCUAGGAAACCCAAAUAGGGUUUGGUGGGCCACUUAGUGGGCAUGGUUACGUUGGUUUAUAGCACCCCAAAAACUGUGGGUCCCUAGGCCCCUGAGAGCUGGAUAGAGCAGAGAGCUACAGGGCCAAGGGUCCGGAGAAGUGAUAACUUGGCCCAGGGCCACACAGCAGAGGUAGAGGGUCCUUGGCCAGCACACUGUCUACCACUCUACCCCACCUCCCACUGCCUGCCUUGCUCCCCUUUCCUCCCUUUUCAAUACCCUACCUUCCCUUGUUGUUAAGAUGGCCAAAUAAUACAUUUACUCUAAAUUGAUUGCCUGGAAACUACCCGCCUUCAUCCUGAGAGCUUCUGUGUGUCAGGCUGCCGGAAAGAAGACUCCAUUCCCCGGACAGAGGCCCUUGAGUACAGGGGCUGCUUUCUUCCUGCCUGGAUCUUCACCAUCUCUGCACAGCUCUGAGAGAAUGGAUGCUUUCUGUUGAGAAACCAGUACCUUGUGGAGGCAAGUUCUUGGGCUGCUACUCCAGGGAGUGGACGGAAUCCUUGGUCCCCUAGGCCAGACUUCACUGCCAUUGUGCCAGACAGCUCCCUGCAGCUGGGCCCUAGCCACUCUUAGGAAAGACUGUUGGGAGUAUUUGCUGGCCAGAGGAUGGGACUCCAUCAGCUUUACAGAUGUCCCACCAGCUGUUUCAGAUAGAUCCUUACAGCUGGCAGAGUAAAAGUGGUCCCGCUACCAUUGGGGAAUCAGGAAAGACUGAGAUGGUUGCCAGGACUGGGGGUGGCCCAUCUAUGGAGAGGACUGGCUGCCCUGGAGGAGGAAAGGGAGGAAGCCUACACAGAGGAGCACCAGGACGGGCUGGAAUUUCCAUACGUGCUUCACAUUGUGAGGGGAGUGCACAAGCCACCCAUGCAAAGAGUAGGGUCAGCCAUGGCAAGGCCGGAAGUUGAACUUUCAGUCCCUGCCUGAAUCUGGGCUGUGCAAGCUCCUGCUCCAUAUUGGUGGACAUGGGAAUGGUUGGUGUGGCCUGAGAUACUCAUUGCUCACCAGGCCUCACUGGGCCCACAGCUGGGCAACAAGAAAAAUGAUUGAAUUGGACCAACUGCUGGUGAUGGGGCCAGGGUCCUGGGCCCUGUGCUUUCAGAAUUCUGCCUUGGGAAAUGAUCCUAUAGCUGCUGCUUUUUCUUGGUCCUUGGGGCUGGCAGACCCAUAGACCAUGGCCUGUUAGGAGGCGUCCUGUCUGUAAAGGAAAUUCAUCUCUUGUGACAGCCUGGGGCUACCUAGCUCCCAAACCCAGAGGUUGGAGACAUCAGGCUGUUAAAAUGAUCAUAGCCUAGCAGGAUUGGAUUAAAACCACAGGCUUUUGCAGCUGGAAUGGGGUUCAGUGAACAUCUCCCCCAUUCCUCUUCUGCUACAAAUAAGGAAACAGGCCCAGGAGAUUAAGUGACUUGGCUAAAGUCACACAGCAAAUUAGUAGCAGAGCCAGGACUAUCCUUUAUCCCUGUGGGUUGGGCAACAGUAUUUAGUCCUGAAACUGAAUGGCAGAUAAACCCCAUGAGGGGUCAGGCUGAUGUGCCCUCCAGCAGUAUCUGAGAAGCUGCUACCUUCAGGGGUGUGUCAGGGAUGAGGAUGGGUGCCUGAGCUUAGGUUGUGGAGUGGCUGAGAGGGCCCAGGAGGGCUCGGGACAGCUGUGUGCUGCAUGGGGUUGGGUGUCUGCCUGGCUCGCACUCGGUACCCAUGGCCAUCUCCCCAUUUUCUGUGCCUUAUCUUACUGUUUCAGCUGAGUCCAAGUUGUUUACUCUGUUCCUCUCCAGAGGGGCUCUCUGUCUCAGUUGGGCAGCUCACCUUUGGGACAUUAAGCCUUUGCCCCACAAGUUGUGGAGAGGGCCAAAACCAAGCUGCUUGAGCCCACUCUCUUGCUGAGAGUCCAGGCCUGCCUGCCAGCCAGAGGUGCCCCUUAUGCACAUCCAGUCCUACCAGCCUGCUUCCAGGAGCCUAGAGUGGGAAAGGCACCUGGGGGAGCCCUGGUGAAGGGCUGGACCUGACCCAUGGAGGCAGGAGGAAGACCUGACUUUCUUGGUUUGUCCGGCCCUGGGGAGCAGCCUUCCCUACUCACUUUCCCCUUGCAGCACCAAAUGGUCACUCCUUCCAGAGCAAAAACUGGCACUCAUAGCAAGCCAGAACCCCCAUCCCCAUCCACAUGGGUCUGUGGCUGGGUGGAGGCCAUCAAAAUGGACACCACGAGACAGAAUUGGGGACUGCCUGGCCACCCAGCGCCUUCCCACUCCUUCAGCAAGCACAAAGAAGAUGAGGCAGAGAAUUGUCAGAGCUGAAAGUUCCUUUGGUUGCUCACAACUCAGGUAUGCACCCGUGUGGCAGCCAGGCAGCAGAGCCCUACUAGACUGCCAGUCUCAUGCACCCAGACCUGUGGCCAGAUUGUGGCCUCUGGCUGCCUCAGGCAUUUGCCUCUUUGCAUCGGGUUUUCCUCCAUUAGUAACUACAGCUGAAACAGACAUCCUCCACAUUGUGCACACUGGUUUUGCCUUUGUCCUCAAGAGUUGAUACUUGGUAUUAGCAUGAAAUUUGUGGGUGUGGGAGGAUGGAGAGAGAACUCUAACACAAAACAUCUUAUUAAAAUUGUACUUGAGAGACAAAAAAAAAAAACUCCUGUUGUAUUUUGACAGAAUUAUUUUUAUUAAAAUACACAUCCAUGAGCAGUCA